AUGUCCUCGUCCCAGUCAUUAUACGGCAUUCGACGGCCCAAAUCUGAGGCGUCCAAGAAAGACCUCGCGUCGUCCUCCACGCUUGCCUUCACAACCCAUCUCUCGUCGCUGAUAGCUAAAGAGUCCAAGGCACCCUCCUCACAUAGCUCCGAUGUUGAGAGCGUACCAGCGUCAACAACCUCUCAUGGUCGUGCGAGAAAAUCUCGAAAACCGGACAUCUUCUCCGUUCACAACAAAGGUGCGCAGAAACGAGCAGCAGCCGAUAUAUCCAACGAUAACGCCGCACUUCAAAUACACAAACGGGGUAUAGACAUCGGUGAAGUAGAUGACGCUGUCCUUAAUAGGUCCAGGCGGAAAAUGCUGGAAAAGACGAAGCUAUAUGAUGAACUAAGGAAAGGAGAGUACUUAGCAGAGGGAGACAGUGAUAGUGACGAGGGUGGACAACAUGAGGGUCAUUUCUCGACUAUACGCCGGGCAGAUAAGAAUAGCCUGGUUAAUUUCGAUAGAAAAUGGGCCGAGGAUAGAGAAUCUGGAAAAGAUCUUGAGGAGAGGCCAGACGAAGAUCAUACCCUGGUUGAAUAUGAGGAUGAGUUUGGUCGAACAAGAUCAGGCACCAAAGCAGAGGCUGCAGAAGCUCUACAAAAUCGGCAGCGCCAGCAAACCGCAUCUGCUGCAAACAGAGAGGAAGUUGAACAGGAUAUGAGACCAAGCCUUGUCCCGUCAGUAGCUCGCCCUUCUCGACCCUCAAACGUUAUAUACGGUUCAACUAUACAAGCCGCAGCAUUCAACCCAGAUGAAAAUAUUGCGGCCCAGAUGUCUAAACUUUCCAAAAAGCGGGAUCGAAGUCCUACACCGCCGCCUGAAACACAUUAUAACGCUGAAGCUGAAAUUCGCACUCGCGGAACUGGAUUCUACGCAUUCUCUAAUGACGAAGAGAUCCGAAAGAAGGAAAUGGAGGAUUUUAUGGCUGCUAGAGGAGAAACGACCGUUGAGCGAGAUCGAGCUACUACGAAAAAAGAAGCUAGGGACAAAGCAAAGCAAGAAAGAAGAAAGAAGAUUGAGGAGCUCCGGUCUAAGAAGAGGGCGGAGCAAUUUUUAGGUGGGCUGGAGACGCUUUUGAUACCUCCGGAAACAGGCCCUGAAGAAGCAGAAGGAAAUAAAGCCAAUUAA
Arthroderma uncinatum is the source of this 1170-nucleotide messenger RNA. RefSeq lists its product as uncharacterized. The transcript has a single exon. The record is from RefSeq and is a predicted model, not a curated record. Gene Ontology annotation, cellular component: nucleus. Lineage: Eukaryota; Fungi; Ascomycota; Eurotiomycetes; Onygenales; Arthrodermataceae. The coding region runs from base 1 to 1170 and encodes 389 amino acids.